Messenger RNA from Ochotona princeps (American pika), 1099 nucleotides. It is a transcript of the gene MBD3, whose product is annotated as methyl-CpG binding domain protein 3. The transcript has 6 exons. Lineage: Eukaryota; Metazoa; Chordata; Mammalia; Lagomorpha; Ochotonidae. The coding region runs from base 230 to 1099 and encodes 289 amino acids. Gene Ontology annotation, molecular function: DNA binding. The record is from RefSeq and is a predicted model, not a curated record.
GCCGGCCGGGUGGGCGGAGCGGCCCCCCGAGCGGGGCUGGCGCGUGCGGGGAGGGGGCCGGCAGGGCGGCAGAGCCGGCGCGCGCGCCCGGCUGGGGGCGGAGGGCGGGCGCCCGCGGGCCGGAACAGCCGCGGCUCGGGCGGCGGGCGGCGAGCGAAGCGACUCGAAGCGUGCGGAGGCGGCGAGCGGGGGGUCGGCGCGGCGGCGUUGGCCGGAGGAGCCGGGCGCGAUGGAGCGGAAGAGGUGGGAGUGCCCGGCGCUCCCGCAGGGCUGGGAGAGGGAAGAAGUGCCCAGAAGGUCGGGGCUGUCGGCCGGCCACAGGGAUGUCUUUUACUAUAGCCCCAGCGGCAAGAAGUUCCGCAGCAAGCCGCAGCUGGCGCGCUACCUGGGCGGCUCCGUGGACCUCAGCACCUUCGACUUCCGCACUGGCAAGAUGCUGCUGAGCAAGGUGACCAAGAGCCGCCAGCGUGUGCGCUACGACUCGGCCAACCAGGUCAAGGGUAAGCCCGACCUGAACACGGCGCUACCCGUGCGGCAGACGGCGUCCAUCUUCAAGCAGCCGGUGACCAAGAUCACUAAUCACCCAAGCAACAAGGUCAAGAGCGACCCGCAGAAGGCCGUAGAGCAGCCGCGCCAACUCUUCUGGGAGAAGAAGUUGAGCGGCCUGAAUGCCUUCGACAUCGCGGAGGAGCUGGUGAAGACCAUGGACUUGCCCAAGGGCUUGCAGGGGGUGGGGCCCGGCUGCACGGAUGAGACGCUGCUGUCGGCUAUCGCCAGCGCCCUGCACACCAGCACCCUGCCUGUCACCGGGCAGCUCUCAGCCGCUGUGGAGAAGAAUCCCGGCGUGUGGCUCAACACCACACAGCCCCUGUGCAGGGCCUUCAUGGUGACAGACGAGGACAUCCGGAAGCAGGAGGAGCUGGUGCAGCAGGUGCGGAAGCGGCUGGAAGAGGCGCUCAUGGCUGACAUGCUGGCCCAUGUGGAGGAGCUGGCCCGUGAUGGGGAGGCCCCGCUGGACAAGGCCUGCGGCGAUGAGGAUGAGGAGGAGGACGACGACGACGAGGAGCCGGAGCCAGACCGGGAGAUGGAGCCUGUGUAG